Molecule: messenger RNA, 978 nt
Organism: Sclerotinia borealis F-4128
Lineage: Eukaryota; Fungi; Ascomycota; Leotiomycetes; Helotiales; Sclerotiniaceae
Source: the annotation of a GenBank genome assembly
AUGUGGUUUCCUAAAUCAUUGUCGGCGUUAUGGCUGGCAUCAUGUGUGAUGGCAGCUGGAGAUACGCAGACUACCAAGUUGAGCGAGGAUGGGAUUAGGAGUAUACCGCCAUACUUGGAUUCAGAUAUGCAGAGUCGAUGGUUUGAUUUUGGAGGGAAUACCAUUGUGAGAGCAGACAAAUACAUACGAUUGACAUAUGAUCAUCCAUCAUCUUCAGGAUGGCUCUUCUCACGAGUUCCACUGACGGCCACAAAUUGGGAGAUCGAAGUCGAAUUUAAGGUCCAUGGCCAAGGCAACCUUCACGGCGAUGGAUUUGCCAUGUGGCUCACCAAACAACGCGGCAUCCAAGGCGACGUCUUCGGAUCCGUCGACAAAUUUGAAGGUCUCGGUAUCUUUUUCGACACGUACAAGAAUAACCGCCCCGGCACUGUCUUCCCUUAUGUAAUGGCCAUGGUUGGCGAUGGAAACACCGCCUACGACAAAAAUACCGACGGCAAAGAUCAAGAAUACAUGGGCUGUUCCGCACGAGGUCUCCGCAACGCAAACGUACCAACUAAAGCUAAACUCACCUAUUUCCAAGACAAGUCUCUCAAACUCGAACUCCAAUACAAGAAGGAAGAUCAAUGGGAACUCUGUUUCGAGACCUUCGAACCACCCACCAUCCCCUCCGUAGCAUACUUGGGAUUUUCCGCGGAAACGGGAGAAUUGAGCGACAACCACGAUAUUAUCAGCGUCAACACUAACAAUCUCUACGAUACCAACACGCACAAGAACAAAGACAAAGAUGCGCAACCGAAACCAGGCAAUGGCAAGAGUAGAUCUGGAAAGGGUCAGGGCAUUUUGGACAGAAAGAGAAAACCCAAGGGAAGCUGGACUUGGUUCUUUGUUAAGUGUUUCCUUGGAGUGGCGGUUCUUGGUGGUGGAUAUGCCGGAUAUGCGGCUUGGAGGACGCAGCAGAGGAAGAGUCAUCGAUUUUAG